GAGAAAAGAGGGAGGAGGCGAUUCGAUACGGAGCACCACACACACACACCAGACGCUGAAAUUCAAAGCAGUCAGGACCACAGAGCUGCCACCUCGCUCUAUCUCUCUCUCACACACACACAUCGUGGAGGUGUGAAAGAUACAUCAGGACACACAAGAUACACACACUGCGGUGGACCAACAUAAUCAAGAUCACAACUAGACUAAAUGCAACAUUCUCUUAAGCUUCAAGAGGAACAGAUAUCUGAGUGAAUCAUGGAUUUUGUAAUGAAGCAAGCAUUUGGCGGAGCCACCAAAGACAUGGGGAAGAUGUUAGGUGGAGAAGAGGAGAAGGACCCAGAUGCCCAAAAGAAGGAGGAAGAGAGGCAGGAGGCGCUGAGACAACAAGAGGAGGAGCGGAAGGCCAAACAUGCCCGCAUGGAGGCGGAGAGGGAAAAGGUUAGACAGGCAAUUCGAGAUAAGUAUGGACUAAAGAAGAAAGAAGAGAAAGAAGCAGAGGAGAAAGCGGCUAUGGAGCAAGCGUGUGAGGGCUCUCUUACCCGCCCCAAAAAGGCCAUUCCAGCCGGCUGCGGUGCGGACGAUGACGAGGACGAGGAAAGCAUUCUAGACACCGUUCUCAAAUUCCUACCUGGACCUCUGCAGGACAUGUUUAAAAAGUAACAGACACAAAGUUGUUUCUGAAGGAAGAUGGGUGAGGGGGGGAUUUCUGCCAAACAGGUGAAAGGCUUUUCACUGCCUUGACGCAAGUUGACGGAAUUUUAUUUUUACCUUUCUACGGAUAGAAACACAAAUCAUAACCCCAAAAAACGUUUGGUCUUUUCACUGCCAUUCAGGUUCAAAUUGUUUACACUUUCUAUAGAUCUUUCUAUUUGUUUACUAAAGCAUCACCAGGGUCUCUGAUACUUUGUAAGUUAUUUGCCUUAGGUACAGAACGAUCAGCCCCACACAUUCCAAGAUGUUUAUACUGAGCUUUGGCACUGGGAAUAUGAUGGUUCUCUUGAUUAAGUAAAAUAUUUCUUAAUUUAUUUAUCUAUCUAUUUUUUUCUGUCUGUUUACUCUCUGAUGAGAGAUCUGAUGAUUAGGGGCAUUUAAUAAAAAAACAGCUUGGCAAAAGUUUUUGAAGUUAUCAGUGAAAUGCAGAAUGCAUCCGUAAUGCUUUUUAAUGUGUGCAUCAGGUCGAGAUCCUACUACAUGAGAAAAUAAGUGCUGAGAGCAAUGAGAUGAGAGAUGCUGAUAUACUGUCGUAUAGUUGUGCCAUUUUAGACCACUUGAAUGCUCAAAUGGUUUGCAGCCUAGCAGUCCUCAUUUAUCUGUUGAUGUAAUGUUGUUUAGCUUUAUCUUUUUACAAACUGGACCAAAUCACUUUUACAUGUAAAAGUCAUUCAGGAUGAUUCAGGGUCACAAAGACAAGAAAUGACAAGAAUCUAGAGAAAUUACAAGAAUCUAGAGAAAUUACAAGAAUCAAGAGAAAUGACAAGAAUCAGAAGUCAAUCACUGAUUCACAGAUGAUCUGAUGUUUGAUUAAUCACAAAUGACAUUCAGAAUCAAGCAUUGUAAAUCUUGGAUAUAAUAAAUAAUAAUUUAUAUAUAUUUGUUGUUUGAUUUUGGUGCUGAUAAUUGAUCAAUCUGAAAUGCUAUUUCAUGCAUAUGGACUUAAAACCUUGGAUAUUGUUAAAUGUUUCACAAUAUGAGAAGUCCUACCUUAACAAACCUGACCUUUAAUGUGCUUUUAGUAAAAAGUAGGUAACUUUAAAUGUAAAAAUUUAUGUAAAAAACAAGCCCCCAAAAAACUAGCCUAAAUGUAAAAUAAUGAAUUUGGUUUAUUGCAAAAGUUUAGUCAUUGUUUAGCACAUUUUAUGUCACAAAGAAUAAUUAAGAAAAGAAAGAUGCAUGAGCUUCAAUUACAAUAGUAAAAACAUCCCAAAGAGAGAGAACAUUUCUGAUGAGACAUCUAGUAAAAGUUAGAGAUAUAUUUACAAUGUCCGAUGUGGGGUUGCAAAUAUGAUCACUUAAGGAUUUUUUUAUGAAUUAUUAUUAUUUUAUGAAUUAUUAAUGUUUUCAUGUUUUUCAGCAUUGAGUAAACACUGCCAUUUG
Molecule: messenger RNA, 2094 nt
Organism: Xyrauchen texanus (razorback sucker)
Lineage: Eukaryota; Metazoa; Chordata; Actinopteri; Cypriniformes; Catostomidae
Product: complexin-2
Exons: 4
Coding region: 256-660 (134 amino acids)
Biological process (GO): neurotransmitter transport; synaptic vesicle exocytosis; regulation of neurotransmitter secretion
Cellular component (GO): SNARE complex; terminal bouton
Molecular function (GO): syntaxin binding
Source: RefSeq, a predicted model, not a curated record